UUUAUAGCGGACAAGGAACUUGUAAAUGCUUCUAGCUUCAACAACUAAAGAACUUAUGUAGAGAAAUGCCGCUCUUUAACGUCUGACUCUACAGACAUCAUACCUCCAAAUGUUAUAAUGGUACGCUUCUAAGAUUUAGUCUCUACUUCUUCUUUUUAUUAAAGCGCGAUAUUCGCAGGUAGUCAUAAAAAUGUCUAAUUAUCAACCCCAUACCGAUCAAAUCCGUCUUCCAGCAUUGACGAUACUUUUAUCUUCCCGAUUAUGUCAACACCAUUCAUAUGCCGUCAAUGCACAGCCCGGCUUUCCCUGACCCAUUCUGUGCGAAUCCGACCGAAGCGUUUCGAAACACAUGCUGCAGCCGUAUCGGCAGAACAGAGACGAGGGCACUCGACCGGAUACGAUUUUACGAAUAACCAGGGAGAUGAACUUCUAACAUACAACUCGGACCCGCAAGCCUUUAGGUAUGAAACGGCCAUAGAAGAACAGCCAAGGUGGAACGGACAAUUGGAGAAGUUUACCCAUUGGCGCCGACCAGAUGUGAAAAAGCUCCGUAAACUUCAAGUUUCUGGUUCCCAAGACCUAAAAACGAAAAUCUUACGGUGUCUAGGGGACUAUAGAUUCUUACAUGACGAUUUGAUACGCUUCUAUAGCCUUUCGCCUCAAGAAGCGCGCCAUGCGAUAAGCCAGCUAGAAAGGUUACUUGGGGGACGGUCAGCCGCGGAAGCUGGGGCACUGCUUGAACAGUUUCAUCUAUGGAAAUCCCAUUUCAAAAAGCUAUCGGAAAUUGUUUCCGGUGGGAAUUCUACUUCUGGGAAUAAAGAUGAUUUACCCGAAGAUCCCUUAUGGAAAUUCUCGGCGAAACAGGACGUUGAAGCGAUGAAGGAAGUGUGGCAGAGACAGGACCAAACAAGGCGCGGGUAUCUAUGGCCUCAAGCGAUCAUAUCCGCAUUCCGCUCACACUUGAACACAAUACCAAAUCUUAUCCGGGCUACGUUUCAACCCUCGUGGUGCCCAAAUUACAUCGUGGAGGACGUGGUUUAUCUCCUUUCCCGGACUUUAGAUAAUGGCCAGACCAGCAAGGGUGACCGAUGGCAGGUUGUUGAACUCGUCUUUUUCUUGCUCAAGAACAGUACCCCAAGGUAUAUGAUUUUAGAGCAAAUUACUAUAUGGAAAGUCAUGUCCUUCAUCCCGACUGAGAGGCUAGUUGAGCUUCAUGAAAGCCUGAGAAGUAUGGAACAUCCCCUUACCCAUCACACUUUGCUACAUUUCGCAAGUCUCUUUGCCCGUAGUUCAAAGCAUAAAGUACACGCAGCUGAAGUCUUACAUUCUCUUGCGAGCGUUCCUGGUUUCAAUAUUAAUUCGCCAGCGUCGAUCAGUGUCUGUACCACUCUCCUCUCGGUGCAAGAGGGCAAGUUACCGGGAAAUCAUGCAGCUCCCGAUGAGCUAUUUAAAAUGCUUUUGGAUGCCGGGUUCCAGCCGAAUAUCCUCACUUUGUCUACACUCAUGCGGAACUUUUGCAUUCGCGGGCGAGUCGAGGUCGCAUUAGACAUAUUUGACCUCUUAAAGAACUAUAGGAUCGAACCGGAUCCGCAAAUAUUCUCGAUUCUCAUCAACGGGGCAAAGCAAAGUCUGGAUAUACAGGCGCUCUCACGCAUUGUCUCCAUGAUUGAGAGCCGUAAAGCCUGGUUUAUACACCUUGUCAAUGAUUUAUUGGAUUUCGUAUACCAAUACAACGAGUCUCUACGAGAACAUAGGCGGAGACAACGGAAAACUGACACAGCACGUGCCUGGCGGUUGAUGGUCCAGAUAUACUUCAAGUUCUUUAAAUCUGCCCCAUUGCAGAAGCUCACUCUUUUCCCACUGGAGAAGUUACUUUUCAAACGUCCAGAGCAGAUAUCUCCGAAGCUGAGACCAAUGGACGAAUUUGCCACCCACCUAAACCCAUUACCGGAUGCAUUGCUUAUAGAACCAGAUAGCAUCACCCUGGGACUCAUGUUCAGAGUCCAUUUUUGGACUAUUCAGCGGCCAGGGCCUCUAGAAAUGUACUACAAGUACUUCAUUAAGCAAUUAAAUAAAGGUGAUCGGAUUAUGACCGAGCUCGUCAAAGAUCAGGGAACUAUGGUUUUCGACACAUUCUUACGAGAUUUUAUGCAAUUCAAGUCGACUUUCAAAAAAGGCCUCUUGAUCGUCCAAGACAUGCAUAACCGUGCGUACCGGGAGAAGGAAACGCUCGGGAAGAACGUACUUCACCCGCAGCCAUCGGUUCACACCUACACAAUAUUGAUAACGGCCCUCAGAAACCACCAUCACACCCAGGGAGUAAUCGUAAGUCUCAACAUGAUGAUGAAGGAAGGCAUCGUGCCCAAUAUCGUCACCUGGAAUACCGUGAUCGGAGCCCUGCUCCAGAAAGGUUAUCUGGAGGAAGCGGUCAGGGUCAUGCAAAAUCUGAAGCAGGUCGGGCUCGAGUCGACCGCCCGCACGGUGCAGGAGAUCACCAAGGUGGCCAAGUACAAGAGGCAACGGAUCGCCGAACUGAUGAGAGAGCUCAAACCCGUCGACACGAGCGACCAGCUCCAAUUCGCCAAAUCCCUAUUGCGCAGGUGGGAGAAGAAGAGGCACGAUCCCGUAGUAGACCAUCGACGGAUGGCAAGGGGUCGUAAGACACUUGAAAGGUCUCACGGGAUUGACGAGCUGAGUGUAGAAUCAGAAUCUUCUGAUCGAUCUUCCGAUCCAGCUUGAGCUGAGACCAUGGGCUGCGUGGGGGGAGGGGGGGCGACGGGUGGGUGGUCUUGUGGUACUAUCUGUACUAUCUAAAACGAUCAGGGACUGGAGGAUAUUAUGCAUGUCCAAAGCUGAUAUCCCCUGCUGGGAGGACAUUGUACUACCAAUGUAUUCUGAGAUAAAGUGCUUCGUUGACCCUCGUCAAUCUAACGAAGCACAUCCGUACCGUAUUGUAUAUAUUAUAGGUCAGGUCGGUACUUGGGUACGCUUAGCAUUAGAUUUAGGUACCUAGUGGCAUGGUACAGUACAUACGGUUCCAGUAAUGGAAAGGAAAGAUACGAUACCCUCUCCCUAUUAUCGUAGACAAAAAAAAAAUAUAGAAUCGUAUCUCAAAUAAAAUAUAUUCAGCA
Molecule: messenger RNA, 3131 nt
Organism: Daldinia caldariorum
Lineage: Eukaryota; Fungi; Ascomycota; Sordariomycetes; Xylariales; Hypoxylaceae
Exons: 1
Coding region: 262-2739 (825 amino acids)
Molecular function (GO): protein binding
Source: RefSeq, a predicted model, not a curated record